AGAGGAUGUGAGUGGCUGGAGUAGCCGUCCGAUUGCUUUGGAAAAGUGGUGCUUUGAAGAACAUCCACUAAGCACGACGACGCAAUGUAAUCGACUGGAAGUGUCAGAUAUUUUUGGACGAGAAUCCGUUCAAUCUCGCUCCUGCUUCGAGUCGUUUGGGUGAACGUUGAAAUGUCGAGGCCUGCUUUGUUAGCCUAGCCUAGUUUAGCAGCUAACAAAGUAAAACAACGCGCCUGAGAUAAACACGUCGCCCAGCAAGCAAACAUAAAGUCCCAAAAUGUCAGAUCUGUAUGUCAGCCAAGCCCAUUGUCUUGAGCACCAGGAGUCUUUAUGCGUCAAGGGGGAGUCACCAUACAUCCAGGAGGAGGAGGAGUCCGUUCACAUUAAAGGUUUCAGAAAAUACCUUAGUGCCGAGAGGCAGCAGUCAGAAUCUCCUGGCGUGAAAGAGGAUGUUGAGCUUCCCCAAAUCAAAGACGAGGAGCCAAAGCCCUGUCAACAGAAGCAACUUCCAAUCAAAAAGGAUCAGGAGGAACUGCCAUGCGUUAAAGAGGAGGAAGAGGAGGAGCAUAUCAUCAGGUCGACUGGUGAGCCCUUGAAGAGUGAAGAUGGUCCGAGUGAGGCCGGCAGAGGGCCGGAGCCUCCAAGCGAGGGUAGUAGCAGCAGCUCAACAGAAGGAUUACAAGCAGACAUUUACAUUGCUCCAUCAGACAGAGAUGGCGCCCCGUCACACUCACCUUACAAUGAUGAUGGUCAUAAGACAUCUCACGGUGACGACAAACUCUGCAAAUGCUCUCAGUGUGGGAAAACCUUUGCUAAUAAGUAUAAUUGUCGGACGCAUAUGAGGAGCCACACUGGCGAAAAACCGUUUUCCUGCUUAGUUUGUGGGCAAGGAUUCGCUGAAAAAGGAACCUUAAAAAGACACAAAAGAACCCACACUGGCGAAAAACCGUUUUCCUGCUCAGUUUGUCGUCAAGGAUUCGCUGAAAAAGGAACCUUAAAAACACACGAAAGAACCCACACUGGAGAAAAACCUUUUUCCUGCUCAGAUUGUGGUCAAGGAUUCAGUUGCAAGAGCACCUUAAAACGACACGCAAGAACCCACACUGGCGAAAAACCUUUUUCCUGCUCAGUUUGUGGUCAAAGAUUCGGUUGCAAGAGCACCUUAAAGCGACACGCAAGAACCCACACUGGCGAAAAACCGUUUUCCUGCUCAGUUUGUGGCCAAGGAUUCGCUGAAAAAGGAACCUUAAAAAUCCACAAAAGAACCCACACUGGCGAAAAACCUUUUUCCUGCUCAGUUUGUGGUCAAAGAUUCAGGUGCAAGAGCAACUUAAAACGACACGCAAGUGUCCACACUGGCGAAAAACCUUUUUCCUGCUCAGUUUGUGGUCAAGGAUUCGCUGAAAAAGGAACCUUAAAAACACACGAAAGAACCCACACUGGAGAAAAACCUUUUUCCUGCUCAGAUUGUGGUCAAGGAUUCAGUUCCAAAAGCACCUUAAAACGACACACAAGAACCCACACUGGCGAAAAAGCUUUUUCCUGCUCAGUUUGUGGUCAAAGAUUCAGUUGCAAGAGCACCUUGAAACAACACACAAUAACCCACACUGGCGAAAAACCUUUUUCCUGCCCAGUUUGUGCUCAAAGAUACACUCAAAAGCACAACUUAAAAAUCCACACACGAACUCACACUGGCGAAAAACCUUUUUCCUGCUCAGUUUGUGGUCAAAGAUUCAAUUGCAAGAGCAGCUUGAAACAACAUACAAGAACCCACACUGGCGAAAAACCUUUUUUCUGCUUAGUUUGUGAUCAAAGAUUCAGUUGCAAGCGCACCUUAAAACAACACACAAGUGUCCACACUGGCGAAAAAAAAUUUUCCUGCUUAGUUUGUGGUCAAGGAUUUAUUCAAAAGACAGCCUUAAAAAUACACGAAAGAAGCCACACUGGAGAAAAACCUUUUUCCUGCUCAGAUUGUGGUCGAAGAUUCAGUUGCAAUAGCACCUUAAAACGACACACAAGAACCCACACUGGCGUAAAAGCUUUUUCCUGCUCAGUUUGUGGUCAAAGAUUCACUCUAAAGCAAAACUUAAAAAUCCACACAAGAACCCACACUGGCGAAAAACCUUUUUCCUGCUCAGUUUGUGGUCAAAGAUUCUCUCAGCAAUAUUUUAAAGUACAUAUGAGAACCCACACUGGCGAAAAACCUUUUUCCUGCUCAGUUUGUGGUCAAGGAUUCUCUCAGAAGCAAUACUUGAAAGUACAUAUGAGAACACACACUGGCGAAAAACCUUUUUCCUGCUCAGUUUGUGACCAAAGAUUCUCUCAAAUGCAACACUUAAAACAACACACAAGAACCCACACUGGCGAAAAACCUUUUUCCUGCUCAGUUUGUGAUCAAAGAUUCGCCUGGAAGCAACACUUAAAACAACACACAAGAACUCACACUGGCAAAACACUUUUUUCUUGCUCAGAUGGUGGUCAAAGAUUCAGUUGCAAGAGCGCCUUAAAACAACACACAAGAACCCACACUGGCGAAAAACAUUUUUCCUGCUCAGUUUGUGGUUAAAAAUUCACUCUAAAGGAAAACUUAAAAAUCCACAACAGAACACACACUGGCGAAAAACCUUUUGCCUGCUCAGUUUGUGAUCAAAGAUUCGCUCAGAGGCAUCACUUAAAACACCACACAAGAGGAUCCAAGAUGGUGGCGUAAGAUGGUUGACUCUUUCUGAGCUCCGCACCACCGCAUUGAUUUUUCAUACAAAACUCCAACCAAUUUAAUAUGCAACUUGAAAUUGCACGUUUCAUCAUGAAUAUUGAUGAAUACUCUUUGAGAUCCCAGGACAAGAUACUGACAAGAGAGGAUCGUAACCUAGCCAAGAUGUGCGAGCCAGAAGUUUCUGCUAGCAGACUAGAGGAAGCGCAACAAUCAACCGGACACCGGGGUUUUCCUCGAUGCCUCCUUUCGGCAAAUUAUUCAGGAAAUAACAGCGAACAUCACUAAGGUGAUUGAUGAAAAGCUUGGGCCGCUAUCUCAAAUCGUACUUGCGCGCGCCGAGCAAUUAAAAAAGAUUUAGGAGCGUACCGCCGAGGCCAGAAACAGGAUUGCUGUGGCCGAACAUAUCUGCGAGGACGUGAAUACCCGGGUGCACGAGCUUGAGAAGCAGAUAAAAAGCAUGGCCGAGCAGAUCGACGACCUCAAAAAUAGAGGCAGAUGGAAAAAUGUCUGCAUUAUUGGACUACCAGAAGACACGGAGGGGAGCAACUCUACAACGUUUUUGGAGAGCUUGAUACCCGACGUGCUCGGAAUGGAGACGAAAGCCAGCUGCGUUAAAAUUGAGAGGGCUCACCGUACUAUAGCGCCGAAGCCAAGACCGAACCAGCGACCGCAACCCGUCCUGAUCCGAUUUCACAACUUCGUCGACAAACAGCGGGUGAUGGACGCCGCGGGACCGUGAAGCACCGGGAAUUCUCCAUCAUGUUCUUCCAGGAUUUGUCGGCGGCGGUGCUUCGUAAAUGGAAGGCUUUUGAUGAUGUGAAGAGGCAACUACGAGAGUUGGGCACUAAAUACAUCAUGCUUUACCCGGCUACACUAAAAGUAAUCCACGGUGGGGAGGCUAAAAGUUUCGACUCCCCCGCUCAGGCAGUGACUUAUGUGGACACACUGAAGUAAACUUCACGUGAGUCACCAAACGAUCCGUUAAUGUCUAUGGCAGGUUAAUGAUCUUAAAAAAUGAGAAUAUUUUGCUUUACAUUACAUUUAUUUACAUUACAUUUAUUUGUGGUGGGUUUCUAUUACCCCUUUCCCACUGAAACUAAUAGGUCUAACGCGUGUUUUUUCCAAACCAAUGCAACCCACUAGCAAUUGGCAUUGGGCACCUUUCCCAUUGACAAAGAAAGCCGGUUUUUUUUCACCCGUCCAACCCCCCACCCCUCCUCAGCCGUGCGUAAGGUUACGUGACGUCACCACGCUAAGAUGCGCGUCGACACAAGUGCGACCGAAUUCAUUCAGUUCAAGGAAGUAAACAAUGCAGAGCAAAAUGGAAGCCUCCUUUCCGUUAGUGUUCUCUGUUUUCAUGCUUUUUACUGCCCUCAAAAUGGUCAAAAUGCAGCAAAGAAUCAACACUCUGCUUGUGCUGAGGCAUCGUAGGCGACGUGAAUUCUUCUUCUUCUAGCUUUGUUGUGAGCAUUGACGUUACUACGGUUGUGGGGCGUGUUAAAAUGGGGGGCGACUGGAACGUUGUUAUGACGCAUCACGUAAGAGCCUACCUCACCACGUAGAUUAGGGUGUUGACUGUUGACCCGGGGUUUUGCUUUCACACUGCAUGACGAUCAGAGCCGAGGUGAUUUUAAUGUGGGUCGCUUGGCGGGUUGAUUGACACGGGUCGAAGCGGGCCGCUGCACCUUUCCCACUGCCACCAAAAGCCGAUUGUUAGUGGGUUGACACGGGUUUUUUGGCCAGUGGGAAAGGGGUAUGUUUAACUUUUGUGAAGACUGAUGUCUCAUAAAGUCUUGAUUGGGCAAUUUGAAGUGAUUUUAUUUUUUUUAUCCUAUUGUCCUGUUUAAGAACCUGCCCAAUGGUAUAUAAGGGUGGAUACUACCAUUUAGGUGGUACCAUUGGGGUUCAGAAAAGUUUUCCGAGUUAGAGGGGAGAAAUGGUGAAACUCAAGGUAAUCCCCUGGUUAUCAAAAAGGGAAGUUCCAUCCCACAGUGCUGUCUGCACACUUGUUGCGUGUGAUUGGUAUUUUUUGUCUUUUUUUGUUUCUCAGCUGGGUUAUAGUAUGGUGCAUGACCUACAUGAAGAGUGUAGUACAUUUGGAAGUCUGAAUACUCUGUUAAAAAUUUCAUGACCUGUAACACACUGAAGCUUUGCACCUGGAAUGUUAAGGGAAGCCACUCUCCAUCAAAAGGAAAAAAAAAUGUUUAUUAAAGAAAGAAAAAGUUUAUAUUGAUAUGCUGCAAGAAACACACCUCAAUUAAGACGAACAUUUAAAGCUGCUACAAUGCGGUUUUGAUCAAUUGUAUUUUUCAUCAUUCACCUCCAAAAGCAGAGGGGAGGCAAUGCUUAUUAGAAAAAAAUGACCACUUAAGGUGUCAAAAUGUGUUAAAGAUAAAUAUGGACGCUUUGUGUUGGUUUCAGCCUCUCUACACGGCGAGAAAUUUGCUUUCUUCAAUGUAUAUUGCCCACCACGUCACCCACUUAAUUUUUUGACGGAGGCUUUUGCUCAACUAUCUGAUCUUUUGUAUUUGUAUUUUAUUCGGAUCCCCAUUAGCUGAUGAACACAUCCGCUACUCUUCCUGGGGUCCACACAAAACAUAAAACAAACAAGACAUCAACAUACAAAUCAACAUAGGAAAUAUAUAAAAGAAUGAAAACAAAGAGUUGUUAUCUGGGGACACACACUAAAAAAGGCAUAAUUCAACAUACUGACAGAAAAAAAGAAGACACAGUAAGGAGGUAAAUAGACAAUAAGCAAUAUAUAAGUUGACAACAACAGAGAGAAUUCCAUUACAUUUCCUUCCUAACUUUUCUUUGAGUUUUUAAAAUUUGGUCUGGAAGGGCAUUCCAUUCCACCAUUGCUCUGCAUAAUACUGUGUGUUGGUUUGAGUUAGUUUUCAUGAAAGGUAAUGUGUAGUUGCCACUAGUAGCAUGUCUGGUGGGGUAUGCAUGCAAAGUUGAGCUCGGAGUAUAAUGCUUAAACAAACGGUCUGGUUUGUGCAAUGUCUUAAUGUUUUUCAGAAAGCAUAGAAGUGAUACUCGAAGCCUUGCAUGAAUUUUAAACCAGGAGAGUUGAUCGAGUAUUGUGUCUGUGUUGGCUCUUUGGCUGCAUUUAAGGGCAAGCCUGGCUGCUCUAUUUUGUACCCGUUGAAGCUUCUGUUGGUUCUUGUUUGUUGUGCCUGACCAGAUCACAGAACAGUAGUCUAGAUGUGACAGUACAAGGGUCUGCAAGACCUGUUUGGUCAGCUCAGGUGUUAACCCUGGAAGUUUUGUUUCCUGUACCUGCUCCACGACCACAUUGUUCAAUACAAGGUUCAACUGAGGAUUGGAUCUUAGUGAAUGUUUAGUCCCAAAAAUGAUGCUCUUAGUUUUUGAUAUGUUAAGAACCAUUUUGUUAUCAGAGAUCCAAUUAAACACCAACUGCAGCUCUUUGUUGAGGGCUGAGGUGAUUUCCUCCAUUGUUUGUGCAGAUUUAUAGACUGUUAAAUCAUCAGCAAAAUACACGCACUGGCAUUUGUAAAAAUAGAGAACAGCAACAGGCCUAAUGAAGAACCUUGCGGAAUUCCACAUUGUUUUUGUUGUGCAUUAGAGAAGCAACCAUUAAACAAAACUUUCUGAGUUCUACUAGUUAGAUAGCCUUUAAUCCAAGCUAUAGCUGAUGGAGUGAAGCCAUAGCACCUUAGUUUUUUCAAUAAUAUAUUGUGGUCGAUGACAUCGAAAGCGGCACUAAAAUGUAAUAGAACUGCUCCUGUUACUUUCUGUUGGUCCAUGUCAGAUAGCCAAUCGUCUGUCAUUUGUGUGAGUACUGUAAAAGUUGAGUAUCCUACUCUAGGCAUGUUGGUAAUUACUCAUUAAAUUAUUCAAUGAAAAAUGGAUUGUAUCUGAUUGAGUACAAUUUUCUCCAGCAGUUUGCUUAAAACAGGUAACGGGCUGAUGGGCCGGCUGUUUGAACCAGUGAAGGAAAGCACGAGCAUUUUUAGGUAAAGGAAUUACCGUAACCACUUUCCAAGUUUGAGGGAACCUAUUGCUAGCAAGGCUUAGAUUAAAAAUGUGAGAUACCGGAGUAGAAAUAUGGUCUGCAAUAAUUUUCAAUAACUUUCCAUCCAGGUUAUCAAUACUUGGUGGUUUAUCAUUGUGGAUAGCCAAUAGUAGUUUUUUUUUUUACCUCUUGAACCGUUACUUUGCAGAAUUCAAAAUUACACUUUCUGUCCUUCAUUAUUUUGUUUUGUAUAUGUAAGUUCAAUGAUUCAUUAUUUGGUGAGGAUAUCACCUGUCUGAGUUGACAGAUUUUAUUAGUAAAAUAGUCAUUAAAGUAAUUUGCAAUGUCAGCAGGCUUGGUUAUGAAACAGCCUUCCGCUUUAAUGAAGGAUGGAGUCAGGCUUCUAAUUCCUGCCCAUGAUGUCAUUUAAGGUACUCCAUAGCUUUUUAUUGUCAUUUUUUUUUACAUGAUUUAUUCUUAAUUCAUAAUGCAACUUUUUCUUCUUUCUAUUCAGCUUAUUGGCGUGGUCCCUUAGUUUACAGUAAACUUGCCAGUCAGACAUGCUGCCUGACCUUUUUGCUGUUAUUUUUGCCUUGUUUCGCUUAGCCAUACAUUGUCUCAGUUCAUCAUCAAUCCAAGGGCAUCUAGUGGCUCUAACAGUCAACCUCUUGACAGGUGCAUGUUUGUCCAUAACUGGCACUAACAGUUCUGUAAAGGCAUUCAAUGCAGUAGCUGGGUCACUCUGCUUACUAACAUUAGCCCGACUAAUAUUACUGACAUCAUUGACAUACUGUAUGCGUCACAACAGAAAUCCCUGUAUGAUCUUUUAUAAACAAUUUUUGGCCUGGCUUUUGGGACUUGCCUUUCUGGAUAUGGCAACUAAAUUCUGAUCACUAAAACCAACUGAUCUUGCCGUUGAAAAUACUGUCGUAGGAGGUGAUUUUAAUUGCCUUCUUAAUCCCUUGAUGGACAGGUUUCCUCUAGGUGCUUUAGCCCCUUCUAAACGAUCACAAGAAAUUUUUGGUCUCUGUGAAGAUUUUGGCUAUUUGGAUGUUUAUAGGACACUUCACCCUUCUGAUAUGGAAUUUACUUUUUUCUCAAACCCUCCUGUUACACAAGGCUAGUCUGUGGUCUCCCAUUCAACUGGAAAUAUCAUAAUAUCAGACCAUGCUGCUGUCUAUAUGAAUGUUACUUUGGGGAAACUCCAUAGGAAACCUAUGGGUUGGAGAAUGGAUACUUCAAUUUUAAAGGAUCAUACAUUUCUAUAAUAUUUCACUGAAGAAUUCAAGCACUCUUUUGCCACUAACUCCCCCACUGCUACCAACCGUCAUUGCUGUGGGAAACCUCCAAGGCUCAUGCCAGGGGGUUGAUUAUAUCCUAUACAGGUUUUAUUGGAAACCGAAUUGAGUAUAACAGAGACCGAAUAUAUAAAGAGGCCUACAUCAGCUAAACUGAAGGAAAUUACAGCAAUUCGCUCCACAUUAAACUCCCUGCUCACAAAAAAGGCAGGGGAGAAAUUCGGAUAUGCAAAACAAACACUAUUUGAAUAUGGGGACAAACCAGGAAGAUAUUUAGCCAAUUUGACAAAAAAGCGUAGGGCCUCUCAAAUUAUUCAGUCACUUCUGGAGGGAUUGGGGACAUGUUCUUCUGAUUCUAAGAUGAUUAAUGACACUUUUAGAAAUUUCUAUUCAGAAUUAUAUAAAUCGGAGCACGCUAAUUGUUUUCCGAAAUUUCUAGGUUCGCGGUGAGUCAGCAACAGGCAAACACUUUUGCUCAAUAGACGAUGUUUAUUGAUUAGAAAAUGCAGAAUAAAUGAAUAAAUGAGAUUUAUUGAUUACAAUCCCACAAAAGCAAGCAUCAACAGGUCAAACCUACACAAUCAAAACAGGUCAGACAUGCAAACAAGUAGUAUUGGGUCGCUAGAUUUGGGUUUGUCAGUCUCAGAUCCCCGCGUUACCGUUACAGCUCAACCAAGUUGUCCCUUAGAAAUGCAGAUCGCUUACCGUGACAAAAUGAGUGGGAAGCCAGCAACACUCCAGUAAGGUGAAAAAAAAGGACACGCUGCGCGAUGGGUACCAGGAUCUGCCAGCAGGCUUCAGGGAGGCAGAGGAAUCUCCCGACUCUUAUAGGCGCGUCUGACGUGAGAGUGUGGGCGGCCACUCCUCGCUCCCACGAAAACGCACCACCCGAGAUCAAGAGAUCAGUCAUCCUGGUCCCUUUGCAGAAAAACAGCCCCAAAGCAUGAUGUUUCCACCCCUAUGCUUAACAGUGGGUAUGGUGUUCCUUGGAUGCAAGUCAGUAUUCUUUCUCCUCCAAACACGAGAACCUGUUUCUACCAAAAAGUUCUAUUUUGGUUUCAUCUGACCAUAACACAUUCUCCCAGUCCUCUUCUGGAUCAUCCAAAUGCUCUCUAGCAAACUGCAGACGAGCCUGGACGUGUACUUUCUUCAGCAGGGGGACAAUUCUGGCAGUGCAGGAUUUGAGUCCAUGGUGGUGCAUUGUGUUUAGAGCUGAAACGAGUACUCGAGCAACUCGAGUAACUCGAGUUUAAAAACUGAUCCGAGUAAUUUUAUUCACCUCGAGUAAUCGUUUAUUUUGACAGCUCGAAGCAUCACGUUUUGCUCGGACUACUUUUAAUGCGGGACAACGCACUGUCACGUGCGGAGAGGAAGAAGGGAAAAAAAACAACUUACUGCAGCCGACAGCCGCCACAAAUGACGCCGACGUUGCUAAAUACUAGCCCGCACGAUGCUACGUUGGUACAGGUAGCGUCUGAUGCGUCUCAUAGAGAUCACAUGUAUGUUGAACUAGAUGCGAAAUGACAGACUCGGCCGCGUCUGGGCAGUGUUAGUAAACAGCCGCCAUAUUAAAGCAGUAGAGCGCUAAGCGCUACUAAAGAGCGCUAAGCGCUAAUAAAUAAGAUUAACGUUACUGUCGCUACUAGCACAUGUAACGUUAGCCCUGCGGAGGGCUAGGUUUCAAUUAAUUAUGACCACUGUCGAUGCGUGGCUAACGUGUCUUACAUACAGGCUUUAACAUAACAUAGCAUUGUGGAGUGAUGAGGGUGUAAAAUAAAAAACUUAAUCAUGCUAACUAUCAAUUUUAGCUCAGUAGUCAUUGCUGGAUAAAACACCAAGUAGCACUGGUCCCUAAUGUGCUCCAAUACAGCCUGUAUCAUACAUUUAUUUUGAACACUGCAAAAACUCAAAAUCCUAUCAGGACUUACAGUUUAGACUAACUUAAAACUUAACUAGAACUUGAAAAUGGCUUGACACAAAGAGAAAUUCAAUUGAAACACGUGGGGAGACUUCCGGUGGAGAGGCAAAUGGAGUAGGGACGUAGGUUUGAACGCUCCCGCUCUGACCCGACAUUUCAAUACCUUUUUGUAACCCGUGCCCGCUCAAACUCAGCGCAUUCAGUCGCCCUCAUUUUCUGAUUAAACUGAUGGCAUCUGGGACCAGACAGGCGAGAGAUAAAGACGCCAGGAAGGAGGAUCCUUCUACCGCUAGCCACAUUAGCAUGUCGGCUCUGACUAGCUUGCUCGAGGAUCAUCGCCAAUCAAUCGCUGCUGCGAUGUCGGCGGAACUUAAAUCUGCGUUUUCCUCCCUCGAAGUCAAAUUGGACUCUUUACAGAGCACUGUGAGUGACUUUGGCGAGCGACUUACGAGCCUCGAGACUAAUUUUGGCAUUGCUGAGGAGCGCAUCCACACGCUUGAAGUUUCGUGCGCUUCGCUAGCUGAAACCUGUAUGAAACUUAAAGCUCGGAAUGCAGACCUGGAGGGGCGAAGCCGGCGAAAUAAUAUUCGGAUCAUCGGUCUGCCAGAGUCGGUGGAAGGUCCAAGACCCACAGAUUUUUUCGCGGAGGCACUGAAGGAGAUUUUUGGUGCACAGCUGCUGCCCUCCCCGCCGGAAUUGGACCGGGCUCACCGCAGCCUCGCCGCCAAGCCAAAACAGGGAGACAGACCAAGACCGGUGAUCGUGUGCUUCCAUCGUUACCAAACGAAGGAGCUGAUUGUCCGCGAGGCCCGCCGACGGAGGAACGUGUUGAAGUACCGCGACUCGUCGAUUCGGAUCUAUGAGGAUUACUCGCCUGACGUCUUGGAGCAGCGUUCGGCCUAUCGUGUAAUAAUGGCAAAACUAUACGAUCUGGGUCUUAGGCCGGCUCUGCUCUAUCCGGCGAAGCUCCAGAUUACCAAGAAAGACGGUAAUAGACUACGAUUUUCCUCUCUCGAGGAUGCUACCUCCUUUCUGCACUCUCAGUCUUCUGCCUAAAUUUUUAUUUUUUACUUCUUAUUUCUCCUCACUUCGCCAGGACGGCCUUUGUUUUGUUAAGCUUGGACUACGUACUAGGGGUGUGCUUUAAUUGUACUGGUGGCUAGCAACCUGUUAACUAUGUCAUUAACCAGUAAGAGUUCUUUACACUCUUUAUUUCUUCUUAUUAUUAUUUAUUUUUAUUUAUUAUUAUUGACACACCCCGUGGGAAGUGACUAUAGAGUGUUCUCGUUGAUUUGUGUAAUUUUGCGGACAAGUCAACAUUCGUGGACUUGUGUCUGUUUAGUACUACUUUUUUGUUUUGGUGCGCAUUUCUUUACGCUUUAUUACUUAUUUUCCCCUCUUCCCUUAAUCCUCUUAAUUGCAAAGGAUCCAAACGGAUUUUCUCAUCAGUUUUUUGUGUUAUUUAUUGGUUACACAUCCCUCCCCCUCUUUUUUGUGUAGGGGCUUUUGUUAGGUGGGAUGUAAUCAUUUAUUAACUAUUAUUAAUAUUAUUAUGAUUAAUUUGUUGUUGUUGUUUAUUUUAAGAAUUAUUGCAAUGAUUAUUUAUGUAUAUUUGCUUGCCUUUACUUUUCUUAUUAUCCAAAAAAGA
Molecule: messenger RNA, 11559 nt
Organism: Corythoichthys intestinalis (scribbled pipefish)
Lineage: Eukaryota; Metazoa; Chordata; Actinopteri; Syngnathiformes; Syngnathidae
Product: oocyte zinc finger protein XlCOF6-like
Exons: 3
Coding region: 278-2566 (762 amino acids)
Biological process (GO): regulation of transcription by RNA polymerase II
Cellular component (GO): nucleoplasm
Molecular function (GO): RNA polymerase II cis-regulatory region sequence-specific DNA binding; DNA-binding transcription repressor activity, RNA polymerase II-specific
Source: RefSeq, a predicted model, not a curated record